UGAACAUUGUGUACAGAGUUAAUUUCAAGUCGAUUUUUUUAGAAGAAGAUAUUUUUAGCAAUUAGGAAGAGAAGAAGGUUAUUAUAAUUUAUGGUUGUUCUUCACAGAUUUUUCUGCUCCCUUUAGGCAUACUUGUGCCUAUCUUAAUGGUCUUGUAAAAUUUUGAAUGAGAAGAAUGGAAGGAGAAUUACCCAACAUAAAGAAGUGGAUUGUUUUGUACCCUGUCUACAUAAAUUCGAAAAAGACAGUAGCUGAAGGAAGGAGAAUUGGCCUGAGCAAGGCAUGCGAGAAUCCUACUUGCGCUGAGAUUGGUGAUUGCUGCAGCUAUCUUAAAAUUCCCUUUGCAAUUGAGAUAGACAAGGCAUACCCACGAGAUUUUAUGCAACGGGGUAGAGUGCGGGUAUUGCUGAAAAAGGAGGAUGGGACGCUAUAUAAUCCUUCCAUUACAUCCAGAAAAAGUCUGAUGCUUCGGGUGGCGGAGAUGGUGCCCAGACAUCAUGGGAGGGCAAAGAAGCAGGAACCUGCAUCAACAUCAGCAUCAGCCGGACCCUCCAACAAAUCUGGGAAAGGUGGAAGGAAGAAGAGAUAGAACCCUGUCUAGAACUAUAACAUGUUGGUGUUAGGUUAUCUUGCUGAAUUCAAGCUUUCCCAUCCCAGUGUGUUUAACUUGUUGCGUAGGGUGCAAGCCAUCUAGCCAUUGAGGUUCUACAUAUUUUGCUUAUAAAAGGUUUUCUCAUAGGAUUUAGUUCGUCAAAUCUGAACAGGAAUUUCCGUGUAUGUUAGAUUUGUCCAUUAGAAACAUCAAAUGAGAUUAAAGCAGGUCUAUCUAUGACUUUAUGUUUUGCUUUACAGAAAAGCUUUGUUUGGAUAGUGAGUUUUCAUUAAUAUUGGCAUCAUCUUCUUGUAAUUUGCAUUACAAUGAAUAAGGUUAUCGGGUGCUUUCAG
Neltuma alba is the source of this 945-nucleotide messenger RNA. Its product is annotated as signal recognition particle 19 kDa protein-like. Bases 167 to 589 code for a protein of 140 amino acids. The transcript is spliced from 3 exons. Gene Ontology annotation, cellular component: signal recognition particle, endoplasmic reticulum targeting. Gene Ontology annotation, biological process: SRP-dependent cotranslational protein targeting to membrane, signal sequence recognition; SRP-dependent cotranslational protein targeting to membrane. Gene Ontology annotation, molecular function: 7S RNA binding. NCBI's taxonomy places the organism in Eukaryota, Viridiplantae, Streptophyta, Magnoliopsida, Fabales, Fabaceae. The record is from RefSeq and is a predicted model, not a curated record.